Messenger RNA from Platichthys flesus (European flounder), 1890 nucleotides. RefSeq names its product shootin 2 (gene shtn2). NCBI's taxonomy places the organism in Eukaryota, Metazoa, Chordata, Actinopteri, Pleuronectiformes, Pleuronectidae. The transcript is spliced from 17 exons. Bases 66 to 1727 code for a protein of 553 amino acids. The record is from RefSeq and is a predicted model, not a curated record.
CUCAGAGAAAGCAGGUUCCCUUUUUCUGCUGAAGUUAGUGUAGUGAGGAGCUGAGAGGGGACGGGAUGUGGGUCCAGGCUGACGGCUGUGCAGCUGCAGAGUGUGAUGGAGAGAGCGAUUCAUCCUCCGAGGACGAGGGAGACAUUCAGUGUGAGCUCCUGGAAAUGCAGCGGGACGAAGCCAAUCAGAGACUGUCUGAGCUGGAGGAAGUCUCCAAUCAGCUCCUGAAAGAGAUGAAUGUUCUCGAGCUGCAGUUCCAGAUUGAGCGGUCGUGCAGGGAGAGCGCUGAGGUUCUGGCUGUAAAGGUGACCAAGGAGAACAAAGCCCUGAAGAGGAGGAGCCAGAUGCUGAUGCCACUUAUCUCCGAGCUGCCUGAAAUCGCGGCCCCUGUGACCUUUGACCCAGAUGCUGACCCGGCAGUUGACGGCGAUGCGGUGGAUCUCGGCGGCGGCGAGGAGACGCUGCUGCUGGACAGUCAGGCCAAGAUCGCCGAGCUGCAGGCGUCAGUGGACGGUCUGCUGGCCGAGAAGCUGCAGCUGGAGCUGGAGCGAGAGGAUCUGAUCAAACAGCAGCAUCAACUCAGGGAUCAACUGGCUCUGGAGGUCGAGGAGAAAGAAGCCAUCCUGAGGAAAAUGACCAAAAGGAACAAGACUAUGAAUAAAAUGAAACGAGUCUCCCAGCUUGUCACGGAGGAGUUCGAUGUGAUGUCUCAGCGACUGGAGCUGGAGGAGGGCCUCCGGCAGCAGGCUGAAGUCUUCGCCCACCAGAUGUUGGAGAAGCAGAACGCGGCCCAAACCCAGAGCUCUGAAACCGGCCUGCAGCUGCAGCAGGCGCUCCAGCAGAUCUCCAGCAUCAGCACCGCGCUGAGCGACAUCCAGCGCUACUACCAGGAGCAGGUGAAAGAGAGGGAGAGCGGACGGGGAGAGAGCAGCAGCCUCUCGGAGCUGCAGAAGCUGAGAGAGCAGCUGGAGGAGAGGCAGGCGGAGAGGAAGGCUCUGGACUCUCAGCUGUCUGAAGCCAACAGCACCGUCACUCAGCUGCAGGAGGAAGUGAAACAGCUACAAGAAACGCUGACGAGGGAGAAAAUGACUGAUGAACUAGUUGUGAAAUCCACCCCUGUUGCACCUCUUCCUCUUCCUCCUCCGCCUCCUCCUCCACCUCCACCUCCUCCACCUCCCACUGCUGUCGACAAUUCACUUCAUUUCCUGAGGAGCAGGAGGAAAGAUGGAGCCAGUAAAGAUGUUGCAAACACACCCUCCCCCAACCUGAAGGCAAGAGCAGUGGAUGAAAUGAUGGAGAGAAUAAAAAAAGGAAUUGUCCUGAAGCCCAUGAGAAGAGUUCAGGAGGACGACAGUUCAUGGAGGGACCAGAGGAGUGAAAACAGAAAAUCAGCCGUUGUGGAGUUGAAAGGAAUGCUGGACACCAUGAAGCUCCAGCACCACCGCAGACUCCCGUCCAGGGGGAGAAUGAGCCGGAAUGUGGGGGAGGCGGAGCUGCUGCAGGUGCUCCAGAGGAGGAGGAGAGCGAUGGGGGAGAACAAGGACCCGUCCUCCUCGAACCAAACACAGGACCCCCAGCCCGGCGCUCUGUGUGGCCCAGCAGCAGGACAUGCUCCCUGGGCAGAGGAGAGCGGCGGCACCCCCGUGCUCCGGAGGCUGAGGCAGAACAGGGAGAAGAGAGACUCUCGCAUCCGAGCAUCUACACUGAUCGUCGUCCAGGAAAACUGAGAAUCAGUCAGAGGAACAUGGAUAUUUGUGUUUGAUAUGAUGAAGAAGUGUUUAUUGUUCUGUGAGGAUGUUUUUUUUACUGUUACUUUAAAGGAACACAUCAUUUCUUUGCACUGAUUAAAAAACUUUUCCGGAUCUCUUACAAUAAAACGUAAGGAAACCA